GUCAUUUUCAGUUUCUACAAUGAUAAUAUCCAACUAUCAUUAUCUCAACUACGCUACUUCACAUUCUUGAGUAUAGGGAUCUCUAUACUGUGGCCCUGGAACUGUUUCCUAUCUGCAUCUGUUUAUUUCAUCAAGAAGUUUGGAACCGGUUCAGGAUUGAGUAAUAAUUAUUCAUCAACAAUGAUGACUGUUUCUACUUUGACAAGUUUUUUAUUAAACAGUUAUUUAUCUACAAAGCAAUUUGCAAAUUUUGUUAAUAGAAUCAAGACUGGAAGCUUGGUUAAUUUCUCGAUUUUUUUGUUAUUAUCGUUAAUUGAAUUAUUCCUACCAGGUUUACACAAUGCUGGUUAUUUUGUAUUCAUUAUGCUUUUGAUACUGUUUAGCUCAAUGGGUACCUGUUAUCAACAAAAUGGAUGUAUGGCUAUUGUAAACGUUAUGGGCCCAAUAUAUGCCCAAGCUGUCAUGGUUGGUCAAGCUAUUGCCGGUGUCUUGCCUUCUAUUGCAUUGAUGUUGUCAAAUUUAUUAUACCCUGGUGAUGCUAAUGAAAGCUCAACAAGUAUUGUUAUUUAUUUCUUCACAACUUCAAUCAUUACACUGUUUUCAUUUGUGUUGUUAAUGAUCACAAAUAGAUAUAAAGAUGAUCUUCCUCAGGAUAUUGAACACGAAUCACCAGUUUCUGAAACAGAAUAUGUCCCAUUCAAAGUCUUGUUUGCAAAGUUAAAAUUCAUUGUACUAUCAAUCUUUACAGUUUUUGUCAUUACUUUAGUUUUCCCAGUUUUUGCAUCAAAUAUCACUUCUGUCAACCCAGGUUUCGGUAAAAUCACAACAGAUGCCAUUUAUAUUCCAUUUAUUUUCUUGGUUUGGAACUUGGGUGAUUUAGCUGGUCGUUUAGCAUGUGGAUUCCCACAAUUUGUCAUUUCAUCUGAUAGAGUAUUGUUUUUAUACUCCAUCUUAAGGUUCGCCAUUGUUCCAUUCUUCUUUUUAUGCAACUUAUCGAAAAAAGAUGGUGAUCCCGCUAUAAAUUCUGAUUUCUUUUAUAUCUUGUUACAAUUCAUCUUUGGUUUCACCAAUGGUCAUUGUCUAAGUUGUUGUUUUAUGAAUGUUGGUAACUAUGUUGAGGAUGAGCAAAAAGAAGCAGCUGGUGGGUUUACAACAAUCUUCCUCAGUCUUGGAUUAGCUGCCGGUAGUAUCUUCAGCUAUUUGUUUGUUGUCAUUAUC
Molecule: messenger RNA, 1218 nt
Organism: Hansenula anomala
Lineage: Eukaryota; Fungi; Ascomycota; Saccharomycetes; Phaffomycetales; Wickerhamomycetaceae
Gene: FUN26
Product: nucleoside transmembrane transporter FUN26
Exons: 1
Biological process (GO): nucleoside transmembrane transport
Cellular component (GO): fungal-type vacuole membrane; plasma membrane
Molecular function (GO): nicotinamide riboside transmembrane transporter activity; nucleobase transmembrane transporter activity
Source: RefSeq, a predicted model, not a curated record